AAGAGACUGACUGACUCGUUGAGAGUACUAGAAAUCAAGUUCGAUAGAGAAACUAUUUGUUUAGAGCUCCUAAUCAAGUUAACCACCAAUUACUGACGGCCUAAAACUAAUGAUACGCAGCAUAUCAUUUUGAUAGGCAGACGCUCUUAAAAUCAGGCGUACUAACUAAUGGAUGUAGAGAAGGACUCGUCUCUCCAUGAAUUUCCACCUGUAUUUGAAGACGAAUGCUCUAUGAUAACUAGUAUGGAUCGAUCAGAGCGACCACGUUUUCAGGAAUCUCUAGACAGUGGUUACGAGGCUUCACCUUCUCGGAGCAGCUGUCAAGAAAUGUUCAUUUUCGGUACUGAUAUUACCACAGAGGGGCCACUUAGAGAUGCAGAUUCGUGUGAUGUGGAUCUAGACGAACAACCACUAGAAUUGGAAACCCACGAAAGUGACCCUUGUGGAAGAAACGGUCAUUCUUGUCUUUGUGUUUGUGGAGAAAACCAGAAUUGUUGCUCAUCGUCUUCCUGUAGAAUUCAGUCUAUAUGUGGAAAUGAAACUGACGAUAGUGGUUCUCCCAGUUCUGUUAGCCAUUCUCUUCCAAUUUUCAUCAGUCCUCAUUCUUCUAGAAAUCUCCAGACCAGAAAUGUUUUUUUAUCCUCCUCCUUCAACACGGUCAUACGACGCAGUUCCUACCCUCAUGCCAGUCCAACACGUGCUCCCUUGGUGUCUUCUUCUGCUUCAUGCCAGUCUGGUCCAACCUUUCGUUUCUUCCAGUCCGAAAAUGUCAUUGACCGCACCCAUUGUGAUUGGACAAUUGGUGGAGAUUCGCUUCCUCUAGCAGGAAGCCAAACUAUUUCUGUUGCAACACAGACGAUAUUCGAGAACCCAGUUGAAAGAAAUGAUUUGAACGGAGCUGUUGCACCAUCAAGAAGUGAUCCAGUCUUCCACUUACCAGACCAAGACACUAAUUCUGCUCCGGUGUCUACAGAGAACCAAUCAGCUCACAGAACUCUCCCCGAUGUGGUCCAAUCUCCACUGGCACAGACACGUGGCCGGUCUCUUUCCGUACCUUUAUCAUUUGACGAACGGGUUCGUGAGGCUGGAUCUAUCCUGAGGAGAGUUAGUAGAGAAUUUGAACAAUUUUCUAUUCAGAGCUCAAUAUCACAAGAUAGAACAGAAACUUUAGUGAUACAAGUCAGAAGAGAAGAAGAACAGCAAACAAUUAGACAGCGACGAUUCUCCACUGUUGACAGUUCUUUCCCUCAUCAGUGACUUUCGUUUCAACUAUAGGGUUCGAUACGCUCAGUUGAAAAAACAAAGUUUUGUUUUCUCGCUGUUUCUAUUUUCUCGCUCAAUCGACACUAAAAAAACCUUAAUAAAUCUUGCCAAAGAUACUGCUAUAAACUUAAUGGUGGAGAUAUGAAUUGAUUAUAUUAUUGACGCCGAUAGAAGGCAUAUUUUACCUUGUUCCAAGUAUGGGGCUGUAUCUCGAGACUCUGGACGUGCAUGAUCAUGACGUCGUCGAAAAAACAAACAAACUUUUCGCCUUACGAAUUAAAAUUGGAGUCUCUGCGAUGCUAACGUCACGUAAAACGAGGAUAUCGUUAAGUACCGAAACAAGAAGUGGAUAAAAAAGACGUUUUCCUCUGUUACAUUCUCUAUUGGCAAACUAUGUUUAUGUGAAUGUGAGUUAGAAGCACAAAGUUAACUAUAUACGAGGCAGUGCUGAAAAGCCAUUGCGUAAUCACAGCACUACCUGGUGGUGUUUUUAUGUAUGUAUUAACACACAUUAAAAAAAAGGGUUACACUAUUUACAUAAACUAGUUCUUGUUUACGAUGUCCAUUAACAGAAAUAUCAGAGAGGCUUAAAUAUAGUAUCUUACUUUAGUCAUUAUGUUAACUUUUACGUUGUUUACAUAGUUAUAAAGGAUCUCGUUUUCAGGGUAUUUUAAAGCUUUAAGAAGGGCUUGAAUGCUCUAUAGUAAAACAGGAGAAUUAGUGUUGAAGGUAUCAAUUUGUAUCUAGUCUUCUGGUUAUUGAAUAAGGUGGCUGAUGAUAUUGAGAGAAAUGAUUGUCCACCUGGUGUAUUUUACUCGCAUUUCAUCUCACGUUUGUGCAGUAAUAUCUCAUAUUUUCUCGUAUUCAAGCUUUACAGAGAGACCUUAAAACCGUGUUUCUGACAAAUAUUUCUCUGUAGUUAUUAAUAUUACAUAUUUGUAUAUAAAGUGUAAUUAAUAACAGUAUAACGCAAAAAAAAGUUUAAUUACAUUAAGUCGUGCUGUUAUGUAAAAUUUAACUCGCAUGGCCAAACAUGUUAUCAUAAUUAAAGCUAUUUAAUCAAGUUAUUUAACGAAGAUUUGUUUUAAAUGUAAACCUAAUAACUAAUUCAUAUUUUUUUACUACUGAAAGAUAUUGUAAAGUUUUAGGCUUAAAUUAAAUGAAUUAAAUUGAUGCAGGUAAGUUACUAGGUACGCUGGAUGCGGGUGAUGGAAAUGAAUCAGUGAUUAUGAUUCUCUAGCAACAAGCGUUACUACGCCUUUUCUAGGUAUGUUUGCUACUUGCUUUAUGUGGUGAAGUAACUUAUUGAAAGUUACGUAAUUAAAAAUGGUAUUGAAACAAUUUGGAAUUUUAUAACAUUGAAGAUAGCUGGCAUGACUUCUAACUUUCUUUCCUUUUUGUGCUGUAAUGUUUAAUAUAGUUCAGAAAUAUUUGAUGGUACGGUAAACAUUUUUUUUCAUAUCUUUUACUCCUCUAUAUGAGUAAUAAUAAACAAUAUGGUUUAGGUGUAAUUAUUGACUUAUUGUUCGUAGGUUUUCAUUAUUAUUGUUGAAACAAAUUUCAUCGUAAAGAUCAUCAGCAAGUUAAGAUAUUAUUUAUUGAAAGGUAUAUCUGAUCUUCUGUACUGUGAUACAAGUACACUAUAAUAAAGGUGUAAUAUUCA
Molecule: messenger RNA, 2926 nt
Organism: Limulus polyphemus (Atlantic horseshoe crab)
Lineage: Eukaryota; Metazoa; Arthropoda; Merostomata; Xiphosura; Limulidae
Exons: 4
Coding region: 169-1257 (362 amino acids)
Source: RefSeq, a predicted model, not a curated record